AUGCGAUGCGCGAGCAAGGCCGCCGAGAGCGCGUCUGCACGUCUCUGUGCGGACGCCGAAGCAGAAACAACAGCAACUGAUGUCCCAUCGGUUGCUGAAGAGACCCAGCCUGUGUCACUUGGUGAUGCAGGCGCUGGUCAUGAAGACACUCGUGUCUUCACAGAGUACGAGCUCGGUGUCUCAUACUCUCCUGAUACGGAUGACGGAUCCGUAUCGACAGCGAUUGAAUCUAAGCCGCCUGCCAAGCGUGGCAUGGAUGAUGCUUUGCGUCGCAGCAUCUUUGGUUCAUCUGAUGAAUCAGAUGAGCCAUCGCCGAAGCGUAGGCGCUCGAGAUCGCAAGACUCGGGCGCUAAUAGUGGUGUCGGUUCUCCUAUGGACACCACUUCGCAACGAGGUACCAGUACUUCUGUCGGCACGUCGCAGGAAGAGCGGGACCGCAAUGUCUUGCGUCUUGAUCCAGAAAAGAAGGUAUAG
Molecule: messenger RNA, 474 nt
Organism: Peronospora matthiolae
Lineage: Eukaryota; Oomycota; Peronosporomycetes; Peronosporales; Peronosporaceae
Source: the annotation of a GenBank genome assembly